GUUUAGCUUCCGGUUUUCGGUGUAAACAUGCCGGUUCGGCGCACGCCGCGAUGUUCAGACGUCUAUCGAGAAGUAGCCGCUUUUCCUGAUUUGACCUCUUGAAGAACAGCGGCAAGUCGCUCAAUUAAUCCCAUAGGUUACAGUCGUGGCGCAAACUACGAUGCUGAGGCUGUUGUGCCAAUUCACACACGUACGGAACAUCGCGAGGUUUGUCAGGCGGCACUCACAACUGGCAAAAAUCGGUGGGAAAACCGCCUUUUUGACAACGAUUGCCUGGAGCCUCCCGAUUAUAGCAAGAUGCGUGGAAGACGACAGCGAUGGCACGCUUACAACCAUUGACCCAGAAAUGCUGUCGCAUGAGUUCCUCAUCAAGCAAGCAAGCAUUGUUGCUGUUGAGGCAGCUAGCAGGGUACUCAUUCAGCUCACUGCAGCCAUCCUCGAUGCCCAUGAAGCAUACCGGAAAAGCCUGAACAAGCUGAGCAGCCUGUUGAAGCGGUUUGAGACAGAAGUGGGCCUCUGCUCGGGAGACGACUCCAUCUGGCUGGAGAUGAUCGCCAUCCGAGAGGAGACCAACAGGCUCAAGGCAGAUGUUCUAUCUCUCGAGUCGCGAAUGCAAAGCGUCACUGGCCUCAUGGAGGCCAUGGCACAGACAGCUUUUGCCAACGGUGCUGAAUACGCUGGCAUCUGCGCCAACGAACGUCUGCUCUCGUCUGAACGCCAGAUAAGGUCUGCCGCCCAGAAGACUGCAACCCUCGAAGAUGUCCUCAACAAGGCUCACAGAGACGCCGUCAUCUCUGGUGCUGACAAAGCGGACGCACCAGAGAAAAACGACCUAAAGAAAACGUAGCAGCGGUAGGCGUAGGGGCAUACAAGGAUGCUGUACAGACAUCAGGAGCUUCGGGUUGAAAAAAAGAACAUGUACAUUUACGGUGAUCCAUGGCUCGACCAAAUAAAAUUAGUUUGUUGUGUUUCCAAAA
Molecule: messenger RNA, 977 nt
Organism: Dermacentor andersoni
Lineage: Eukaryota; Metazoa; Arthropoda; Arachnida; Ixodida; Ixodidae
Product: diablo IAP-binding mitochondrial protein-like
Biological process (GO): neuron apoptotic process; intrinsic apoptotic signaling pathway in response to oxidative stress
Cellular component (GO): mitochondrion
Source: RefSeq, a predicted model, not a curated record